This is a messenger RNA of Abrus precatorius (Indian licorice), 1160 nucleotides long. Its product is annotated as isoflavone reductase-like protein. Gene Ontology annotation, molecular function: oxidoreductase activity. The transcript is spliced from 5 exons. Lineage: Eukaryota; Viridiplantae; Streptophyta; Magnoliopsida; Fabales; Fabaceae. Bases 60 to 992 code for a protein of 310 amino acids. The record is from RefSeq and is a predicted model, not a curated record.
GCUUAAUCCAAAGCGAUUUGGAAAUAGAAAAGAAUCGAGUGAGAGCGAGAAGUGCGUUAAUGGCUGAGAAAAGCAAGAUUUUGGUAAUCGGAGGCACCGGCUACAUCGGUAAACAUGUUGUGGAAGCAAGCGCCAAGGCUGGCCACCCUACUUUUGCUUUGGUCAGGGAAUCUACACUCUCGGAUCCCGCAAAGGCUUCCCUACUCCAUAAUUUCAAGACCUUGGGCGUUAAUUUGGUUCCUGGGGAUCUGUACGAUCAUGAGAAUUUGGUGAAAGCCAUCAAGCAGGUGGAUGUGGUGAUUUCAACGGUGGGUCACAUGCAGCUUGCAGAUCAGGUCAAGAUCAUAGCUGCCAUUAAGGAGGCUGGUAAUGUUAAGAGGUUUUUCCCUUCUGAAUUCGGGAACGACGUGGAUCGCGUCCACGCAGUAGAGCCAGCAAAAUCUGCAUUCGCCAUCAAAGCCCAAAUUCGUCGUACCAUUGAAGCCGAAGGCAUACCCUAUACAUACGUUUCCAGCAAUUGCUUCGCUGGCUAUUUUCUGCCCACAUUAGUGCAACCAGGAGUCAUGGCUCCCCCUCCACCCAGAGACAAAGUCAUCAUCUUGGGUGAUGGAAAUCCUAAAGCAAUAUUCAACAAAGAAGAGGACAUUGGAACCUACACCAUUAGAGCCGUGGAUGACCCAAGAACAUUGAACAAGAUUCUCUACCUCAGGCCCCCUAAGAACAUUUACUCAUUCAACGACCUUGUGGCUUUGUGGGAGAAAAAGAUCGGCAAGACCCUUGAAAAAAUUUAUGUACCAGAAGAGAAGAUUCUCAAGGACAUCCAAGAGGCACCAAUUCCAAUCAAUGUGGUAUUAGCAAUUAACCACUCGGUGUUCGUGAAGGGUGACCACACCAACUUUGAGAUUGAGCCCUCUUUUGGGGUCGAGGCUUCGGAGCUAUACCCGGACGUCAAAUACACCACCGUGGAAGAAUACCUUGAUCAGUUCGUUUGAGAAUUGUAAAAGAAGGACGCACUUUACGCUUUUGUCAUCUUCAAAUUAUUAAAUAAUUUGAAUUGUUGAUUUGAAGAUUGACGCCGGAACUACUCUGCCUCUACUGCUUAUUGCAUCUUAUUUGCUUUGUAAAACUGUUGAUGUUUUAGCACCCCAACUCUUCAAAAA